Rhizophagus irregularis DAOM 181602=DAOM 197198 is the source of this 984-nucleotide messenger RNA. RefSeq lists its product as uncharacterized. The record is from RefSeq and is a predicted model, not a curated record. NCBI's taxonomy places the organism in Eukaryota, Fungi, Glomeromycota, Glomeromycetes, Glomerales, Glomeraceae.
UUCACUUCAUGUAAAAAUUUUGUAUAAUAAUGUAUAAAAAGAGACUUCGCCUUACUGCUGCUGUCAAAGCCUUUGUAUUAUAGUCCCGUGUAGUGCCACUUUCCGUUUUUUUAUUACGUUAAAAGUUACUUCUUCAAACAAAAUUUUGGUAAUUGAAUUCAACGAAAGGUAAAAAGAAAGUACGUUUAAAAUAUAUUUUACACGUCAAAAUAUGCCUGUUAUACUUGAACCUAGAGCUGUUACAGGUCAAGACGUGGUAGAUAGGUUAAGACCUACACCAGAACAAAGAAUCACACUCAUUAUUAUUGGAGCGUAUGCACUAGCUAUACUCAUUCUAUGGCACUUACCUGUAUUAAAAAUUAUUUUAUAUCCGUUCAAGUUAUUAACAGUUGCUUUACAUGAAUUUUCGCAUGCUGCGGCGGGAUGUUGUACUGGAGCUAAAAUUGAGUCAAUUCAACUCGAUCCCGAUGAAGGAGGUGCAACAAGGAUGAGAGGGGGAAUGUCAUGCUGUACUUUACCAGCUGGGUAUCUUGGGUCAUCUCUUAUAGGAGCAAUAUUUAUAUUUUGCGGGUUUGAUGAUACUGACAAUAGAAUCGUAUUAAAAGUUGCAUCGAUCGUUCUUGGCAUAAUAUUAAUUGCACUUUUAUAUUGGGCAAAAAAUUGGUUAUUAAGAGGGCUUACUAUAUUCUUUGUUGGUGUUAUUGUGUUAUUAUGGUUUAUUGAUAAGGGUGCUGGAUUAAAAUAUUUCGUGUUAUUUGUUGGUGUAAUGUCUUGUCUUUAUUCUCUAUGGGAUAUUAUGGAUGACUUGGUUUUCCGUAAAGUUAAUGAAUCAGAUGCUAGUAAAUUUGCUAAAGAAUGUAAAUGCUGUCCAUCUCAAAUAUGGGGAAUUAUUUGGUUGAUUAUUAGUUUUUUAUUUUUAGGGAUUGGUGUUUUAGCUGGAUUGGUUGUUUUCAAGCAACAUAAUGGACAAACAUGAUUUUUUCA